Messenger RNA from Diaporthe amygdali, 1938 nucleotides. RefSeq names its product 2-oxoisovalerate dehydrogenase subunit beta. Gene Ontology annotation, molecular function: catalytic activity. Gene Ontology annotation, biological process: barbed-end actin filament capping; branched-chain amino acid catabolic process; response to nutrient. Lineage: Eukaryota; Fungi; Ascomycota; Sordariomycetes; Diaporthales; Diaporthaceae. The transcript has 4 exons. Gene Ontology annotation, cellular component: F-actin capping protein complex. The coding region runs from base 1 to 1938 and encodes 645 amino acids. The record is from RefSeq and is a predicted model, not a curated record.
AUGAGGGGCCACCUGCCUCGACACUUGCUCAGGAGGGCUGCGACACUGGCAGCCGCUCCCUCGCGAAGCUGCAAGCCUCUGCCUUCGAGCCAUAACGGACUGCCACAGAGGCGGCACUCGACGCACCCUCCCAAUGCGAAGCUCAACUUACCAAUCGACUAUGCAACGACGCCUCUCCUGGCACACACGUCGCAGUCCGCCCUCAACAACCCAGAGCUGCCGCCCGAGGUCCGCGAGGGGACGACCAAGAAGAUGAACCUGUUCCAGUCCAUCAACGAUGCUCUGUCAAUAGCACUGGCCGAGGACGAAAAUGUGCUCUUGUUUGGCGAAGAUGUUGCAUUUGGAGGUGUCUUUCGUUGUUCCAUGAAGCUGGCCGAGACGUACGGAGGCGAUCGCGUCUUCAACACCCCUUUGUCAGAACAGGGCAUCAUGGGCUUCGCCAUCGGGUGUGCUGCCGAGGGCAUGAGACCUGUCGCAGAGAUCCAAUUUGCGGACUACGUAUUUCCAGCAUUCGAUCAGAUGGUCAACGAGGCGGCCAAAUAUCGAUAUAGGGACGGAGCAUGUGGCAGGCAUGUCGGAGGCUUGACCGUACGGAUGCCCUGUGGAGCGGUAGGCCAUGGCGCUCUGUAUCACACCCAGUCACCGGAGAGCCUGUUCACGCACAUUCCAGGCUUCCGAGUAAUUGUCCCGCGCUCACCAUUGCAGGCGAAGGGACUAUUGCUGGCGGCAAUACGGAGCAAUGACCCUUGCAUUUUCAUGGAACCAAAAGUGCUGUACCGAGCAGCCGUCGAGCAAGUUCCCGUUGCGCCGUAUGAGCUGCCAUUGUCCAAGGCCGAGGUUGUGAAAGAGGGUAAGGAUUUGACCAUCAUUUCGUAUGGCCAGCCACUGUUCAUUUGCCAGAAUGCCAUCAAGCAGGCAGAGCAGGAUCUGGGCAUUAGCAUUGAGCUGGUCGAUCUGCGGACUGUGUACCCCUGGGACAAGGAGACGGUCUUCAAGAGCGUCCAGAAGACUGGGCGGUGCAUGGUCGUACACGAGUCUAUGGUCAAUGCUGGCGUUGGCGCCGAGGUGGCAGCAGCCAUACAGGAGGACCCAUCCACAUUCAUUCGGCUGGAGGCGCCUGUCAUGCGUGUUGCUGGCUGGAGCACGCCGACGCCUUUGGUCUUCGAGAGGUUCAACCUGCCAGAUGUUGCGAACAUCAAAGCCCUCACCAUCUCCGAACCCAGCCUGGUGAAGGAGCUUGGGCCGGCAUUCCAGAAGUACAAUGAGGAGCAGUUCAUCACAGCGAAGCUACCGGGCAGCAGCGAGCCCGUCAUUGUCAGCUCGCACAACUCUCUUGGAGAUGGCCGGUACUACGACGUCGAGAGCUCUACCAGCUUCGAAUUCGAUCAUGCUACGCAGAAGGCCAGCGGUGCCCAGAGCCAUUCCCUCGAAAGCGCGCACUCUGAUCUUGUUAAAUCAACACUGAAGAGCUUGGGAACAUACGUCAAGGAGCAUUUCCCCAACGCUGCCUUCGGAGUGUAUCCUAUUGAGAAUGACUCGAAACUGGCCAUCAUCACCGUAGCCAGCAAAUACAGCCCCAACAAUUUUUGGAACGGUCGAUGGCGAUCCCUGUACAUCUUUGACCCAUCCGACAACUCUCUGGAAGGCUCGAUCAAGGUGGAUGUUCACUACUACGAGGACGGAAACGUGCGCCUCGUGACCAACAAGACCGUCACAGCCUCCGUCUCGUCGGGAACCGGCAGCGGCAUUGCCAAGGAGAUCUCGACGGCGGAAAAGAAGUACCAGGAGGAGCUGAACAAGGGCUUCACGAGUCUGAGCGAGGGCGCAUUCAAGGGUCUGAGGAGACAGCUGCCGGUGACGAGACAGAAGAUUGAGUGGGACAAGGUCGCCAGCUACCGGUUAGGCCAAGACAUCGGUGGCGGCAGCUCUAGGAGGUGA